GUUUGAAGCAAGCAAAAGCAAUUUCAAAAAAAAAAAAGAAAAGCUCCCAAAAAAAAUCAUCAAAACAAAAUGGCUUACCAAAUUAAUCUUUCCCUGAUCUUAGUGCUGACAAUAGUGUCAGUUUGUUUGCCAUGGCCUUCCCUAAGUGUUGAUCCGACUCCGUUGCAGGACUUCUGCAUUGCGGAUUUGGAAUCCAAAUCCCCAAUAAUUAAUGGGUUUCCUUGCAAAAAACCCGCCGAUGCAUCUUCGAAAGAUUUCUUCUUCGAAGGGCUGACGAAAAGAGGAAACGAAUUCGAUACCCUAAAUGUGAACCUAACUCAAGUCGAUGUCUUUGCAUUUCCAGCACUGAAUACACUGGGAAUGUCGAUGAAUCGGGUGGAGUUUCUUCCCGGAGGAUUAAACCCGCCCCACACCCAUCCUCGGGCGACGGAAUUAUCACUGGUGGUGGAGGGAAAACUGUUGGCGGGUUGGGUAUCCACGGAAUACAUAUUGUACUGGAAAGUGGUGUCUGCCGGGGAGCUGUUUGUGAUUCCUCCAGGAAUGGUUCAUUUUCAGCUGAAUGUUGGAGAAGGAAGGGCUCAAUUCUAUGCCUCUUUCAACAGUCAGAAUCCAGGCAUCUCUAAGAUGGCUCCAACUCUUUUUGACUCCAUUCCUCUCAUCCCUGAUGAUGUCUUGUCUACGGCUUUCAAUCUCAAUGAUUCUGUUAUUCAACUCAUCAAGUCCAAGGUUGCCCACCUGGGAAGAUAAAUAUAGUGGAUCUUCAAACCUCUUAAUAAUGAUGGUGCCUGCCUUGCAGUUUAAGCUUCUAUUUUAUAAUGAAUGAAUCAUUCAUCGGAGCAAUUUACGUUGCACUUUUUUCCGAUUGUAUUUGCUGUUGUUUUCUUUCUUAGUUUGUUUUGG
Oldenlandia corymbosa var. corymbosa is the source of this 900-nucleotide messenger RNA. NCBI's taxonomy places the organism in Eukaryota, Viridiplantae, Streptophyta, Magnoliopsida, Gentianales, Rubiaceae. The record is from the annotation of a GenBank genome assembly.